GCUACUUUGUAAUUUUCCAUUAGUCGUCCCCAAUAGAGUUCCAGUUUCCCAUCCCACGGUUAGCUCUCUCCUUUCAAGUUCCUACAUACCAUGGCAUUGUAUCUAGCAAAGCUCCCGAUCCUCCUCGCGAUCUUGUUGAUGAUUUCUCCUGGCCCUCUCCCGGCAAAAUCCUCGAGUACUUUCUCGAGAAGUAUUUCCCCUCUGUCCCUCGGCCUCAAGAGCGAGAAGCUCAGCCACCUCCACUUCUACUUCCACGACAUAGUGAGCGGGCCCAACCCCACAGCGGUCCGCGUGGCCGAAGCCAACAUGACUAACCAGUCCGUCACCGGGUUUGGGGCCACAGUCAUGAUCGAUGAUCCACUCACCGAGGGCCCUGAGCAGAAGUCGAAGCCCGUGGGGCGGGCCCAGGGCAUCUAUGCCAUGGCCUCCCAGACCGAAGCAGCGCUGCUGAUGAUCAUGAACUUUGCUUUCACGGAAGGGAAGUACAACGGCAGCACCCUAAGCAUUCUAGGGCGGAACAGUGUUUUCUCGCAGGUGAGGGAGCUUCCGGUCCUUGGCGGGAGCGGGCAGUUCCGCUUCGCCCGAGGUUAUGCCCAGGCACGGACUCACACAUAUGAUGUCAAGACCGGGGACGCCUGCGUAGAGUACAACGUCUACGUCCGCCAUUACUGAUAUUUUAAAUACUCCGCGGGCUCAGUACAAGGACGAGCGGUUGAGAAGAGGAUGACGCGACGUCGUUCCUGCAUGCAUGGAUGUGCCUUGGGACAUAAAUGGACGGCCACGGACAAUUUUUGGAACUGUCCCGCAUCUCACGCACUGUCGUGUCUCGGUGUCUUCUUAGUAUUAUUAUUAUUGAGAUGAGAUUUACAAUAAAAAUAAUUGAAUUAUAUAUGUGCGAGUUAUUUCUUAUGUAUGUGAUGAUGGACGAGCAGCUCGAAGUUCUAUAUAAUUUCUUUGAUACGUA
Punica granatum (pomegranate) is the source of this 964-nucleotide messenger RNA. The record is from RefSeq and is a predicted model, not a curated record. NCBI's taxonomy places the organism in Eukaryota, Viridiplantae, Streptophyta, Magnoliopsida, Myrtales, Lythraceae.